Molecule: messenger RNA, 902 nt
Organism: Gambusia affinis (western mosquitofish)
Lineage: Eukaryota; Metazoa; Chordata; Actinopteri; Cyprinodontiformes; Poeciliidae
Product: B- and T-lymphocyte attenuator-like
Exons: 5
Coding region: 77-778 (233 amino acids)
Source: RefSeq, a predicted model, not a curated record
CUGAGCGUGUGUUGGUCUGGGAGGACAGUGGGUGGUACUUAGAGCUGCAACAGGAGAUGUAGAUCAGUCUUCUGUAAUGAAUCGAGGUGGAAAGAUGAAGCUCCUACUGAGAAGUCUCCUUCUUAGUUCUCUCUGCGCGCUCUCAUCAUGGAGUGUUUCUUCAGAUGCACUUGUUGUCACUCAGAGUCCUGAUGUUUCUGUCCAAGAAGGAGAGACAGGAAACAUCACCUGCUGCUGGGAAGGAACAGCUGAAAGAGUUGGCAUUAAAUGGUUGAAAAAUCAAACAUUAAUAAAUAAUAAGACUGUCUUAAUUCAGUCUACAGGCUCUAAGAAUGAGCAGAAAAGUAAGUGUUCAGUUCUGAUAAUAGAAAACAUGAUAAGAAGUGAUUCAGGAAGAUACAUCUGCAAGGUUACUGUGGAGAUACCACUUUUAGCUAUAGCUGAAGGAAAAGGAACGACCAUCACUGUUACAUCCAGAAAGAACAUCACUGAUAGCACAACUAAAGAUCAAAAAGAAAAUCUGCCACAACCUGUAAUCAUUGCCAUGGGUGUCGUGGUCCCGCUCUUCCUCAUCACUCUCAUCUGUUUCUGCUGUCUGCGAAAGAAGGAAGGACAAGCGGCCAGGGUGAUCUAUGAAGUUCCACACACUGACUCUGUCGAAGCAGAUAUGGACAAAAGCAGCACCAGUUCUUCCAGAGGAUCAACUCAGUGGUGUGAAGUGGCCAUGUAUGAUUCCUUGGAUUACUUCGAGCGAGUGGAGCCCAAAAGAACUAAAUAGAAUCUCAUCCGACUCGUUCCUACUUGUAAUUUUGUAAAUACUGUAUGUUUCUAUAUCUGAGUAACAGAAGUCAUUUUAUGCGUGUAAAUAUUUCACAUUUUCAUAUAAACAAUUUCUUAUUCAA